Molecule: messenger RNA, 519 nt
Organism: Lottia gigantea (owl limpet)
Lineage: Eukaryota; Metazoa; Mollusca; Gastropoda; Lottiidae
Exons: 4
Biological process (GO): microtubule-based movement
Molecular function (GO): microtubule binding; ATP binding; microtubule motor activity
Source: RefSeq, a predicted model, not a curated record
UUGAUCCAGUCGGCAGUAGAUGGGUAUAACGUGUGUAUGUUUGCGUAUGGUCAGACGGGUUCUGGUAAAACAUUCACUAUGAUUGGAGACCGAAGCCAACAGUACCCUGGGAUAGCGCCGCGAGCUUUUCAACGUAUCUUUCAACUUGCUGAGGAAAAUAAGAGUAAAUUUGAGAUGAAAGUAUCAACGUAUAUGUUAGAAUUAUACAAUGAAAGACUCAUUGAUUUAUUCGCUAAAUCUGGCUCCGAGGAGGACCGUCUAGAUAUAAAGAAAGAUAAGAAAGGAAUGGUGGUCAUACAAGGUUCGGUGCUUAAAAAAGCCUCCAAUGCUAAAGAGCUAUUCGCUCUGUUUGAAGAGGGUUCUAAAAAUAGACACGUAGCUUCUACCAAAAUGAAUGAUGAAAGCUCCAGAUCUCAUCUUGUUAUUGGAAUAGUGUUAGAAAGCACCAAUAAAGUUACAGGACAGAUUAUAACUGGAAAGGUUGGUUUUAUAAAUAUCUAUUUAGAUGAUAUAUUUUAG